Molecule: messenger RNA, 3650 nt
Organism: Seriola aureovittata
Lineage: Eukaryota; Metazoa; Chordata; Actinopteri; Carangiformes; Carangidae
Gene: csnk2b
Product: casein kinase 2, beta polypeptide
Exons: 7
Coding region: 166-813 (215 amino acids)
Cellular component (GO): cytoplasm; protein kinase CK2 complex
Molecular function (GO): protein kinase regulator activity
Source: RefSeq, a predicted model, not a curated record
CAGCCCGGUCCCUGCACCGCUAAACUCACCGGAGGAAGAGGAACAACGCAACUUACGGGGUGAACCGGGAGCUGGUGUCCAUCUUAUUUACACCGGUGAGACUGCUAAAUUUUUCAUCUCUCGGGUUUUACAGCGAUAAACAAGUUGAAAUCCGGGUCUUCAGACAUGAGCAGUUCAGAAGAAGUGUCAUGGAUCUCCUGGUUCUGUGGACUGAGGGGGAAUGAGUUUUUCUGUGAGGUGGAUGAGGACUACAUCCAGGACAAGUUCAACCUGACAGGCCUCAAUGAGCAGGUUCCCCACUACCGCCAAGCCCUAGACAUGAUCCUGGACCUUGAACCAGACGAGGAGCUAGAGGACAAUCCCAACCAGAGUGACCUGAUCGAGCAGGCAGCAGAGAUGCUGUACGGCCUCAUCCACGCACGCUACAUCCUCACUAACCGAGGCAUCGCACAGAUGUUGGAGAAGUAUCAGCAGGGAGACUUCGGCUAUUGCCCCCGUGUUUAUUGUGAGAAUCAGCCCAUGCUUCCUAUUGGUCUGUCAGACAUCCCAGGAGAGGCCAUGGUGAAGCUGUACUGCCCUAAAUGUAUGGAUGUGUACACACCGAAAUCAUCCAGGCACCACCACACAGAUGGAGCCUAUUUUGGCACAGGCUUCCCCCACAUGCUCUUCAUGGUUCAUCCUGAGUACAGGCCCAAGAGGCCCGCCAACCAGUUUGUCCCAAGGCUGUAUGGGUUCAAGAUCCACCCCAUGGCCUACCAGCUGCAGCUGCAAGCUGCCUCCAGCUUCAAGAGCCCUGUUAAGGCCAUCCGCUAGAGCAUCCAGGAAGGAGGAGGAGGAAGAUUCAUAGAGAGAGAGAGAGAGAGAGAACACAGGAAAGAAUUAUUGUCAGCAGGGCAGGGGUCACCUGCAUUUUACAAAUCUCUUCAGAUGUCCCCUUCCCACCCUGAAGACUGUAUUAUUUUGGUUUAGAUUAGGACAAAUGAAAACAAAGUGUAAAGAUUUUUGAGUGUGAGUGAGACAUAAAAAUGCACAGCCAUGAUCUUAAUCACACACACACACACACACACACACACACACACACACACACACACACACACACACACACACACACACACACAAAAAUGUAUAAAUGCAGCAACAGACUUGGGAUUCCAUACACGUACCUUACCAAACUCAGCAGUGCCAAAAACAGGAGGUGAAGUAAGAGGAAGCUGAACAUUACAUGGGGCUCCACACUGCAGCACCUGUUCACUCACAAUACAGCACACUGAUGAGAAAAUGAUAUCGCUGGUUGACACUGCAGGGAACUUUUCCCUAUAGAAAGAGUUUUUGUGUUCAGAGCUUUUAGAUGGAAAGCUGAAAAAAGUGCAAUGGCUGAGUCAGUUUUCAUCUCUGACUCUGUGUUUGUUCUGUAUUUGGCACAGUUUGGUAAAGGGUGGUGGUAAACCCUCCAUCAUUUGAAGCCUCCUCUCCCCAUUAGCCCCCACUGCAUGUACACUCAGGCCAGCACUCCCGGAGACAGUUUGGACAGUGGCAGUGGGUGUUUUUCUUUAACAGUUGUUUGUAAAAUUUGGUUUGUCUGAUGUUUUGUGGUGUUGGUGCACAAAGCAUUCUGUUAAAUUUGCCUUAAGAUGUGGAGAAAACAUCCAGAUUGAGAGGCACGAGCAAAAAUAGAUUUUUUUUUUUUUCUUCUUUUUUCUUUCUGCUGUUAGAGGAGGUAGAGUAGAACUAGAUAAAACUAACAUGACUUUUUGAAUAGUUCAGGCACUUGUACUUAGCCUGUGUCAUUUCUCCAGCUGUCUGUGCGUGUGUCAAACAACUGUCUGUAUUGGUACCGAAGUGAGAAUAUAACCUGUGCUGCAUUUUUUUUUUCCCCCCCUCCAGAGCAGCAGGCGUAUGUGCGUUUCUAUUGUUACCAUCCCUUCCCUCGUAGCUUCAUCUCCCCUAAAGGAAUAGUUUGACAUUUUGGGGAAUAUGUUUAUUCUUGCAGAGAGUUGGAUGAAAGGAUUGGUAUCACUUACAUCUAUUUGGUAAAUGUGAAGCUACUGCAAGUUGCUUAGACUGGAAAAGGUUUUGUCGAGCAGUUAGAAUAUCCUCCCACCAGAACACUUUAUAUGGACCAGCUGCAACCGCGAGGGCUGGUAUUUCACCUAGUGUAUCAUCAUGGCAAAAUGUCGUCUAGGACACACCUGCUGUAGUCGGAGCUACCACAGGGAUGGUUUUUACUACUUUUGUCGGUAUUUGUUUGUCUGUGAUCAGAUUUUUGUAAGUUUGAUGCAUCACAGCUGUGAUGUGCAGUCACGAAACUUUACAGGUAUGUAGUUUAGAUCAAAAUGAAAGCCAAGGUGAAAGAUUGGACAGGGCCGACCUAUGACUACUGAGUGCCCAUGUAAUAAUACAGCAAUGACUACUGUGUGCUCAUGGGUUGGAAUGUCAACAUGUUGUGUUGAUACCAUAACAAGAUGGUCUUUAACCCACCCAACAGACUAAGUGUAAUGACGUCAAACGGCUGUGUGCAGGUGAGCAGUUGCUAGGCAAUCAGUUGUAACUCCGACACAACAUUAACACCACAAUGUGUUGGUUUUUGUAAAUUUUCAACAACUAAGAUAAAACCAUGUCAGUUUGUGAGCUUCAGGGGUGCUGGCUUCAUCUCACUAAACAUGUUACGUCAUUUAAUUCGUACAAAAACCGAAGUGUAAAAAUGUCCAGUUGCCAUUUUACGAGUGAGUUAUGAGCCAGUUAGGAGUUGCUAGGCAACCAGUGUUCCAGAAUGUUACUGGUCCAAGCUAAGGGCAGAACAUAACUGUAACACCAUGCUGUUUUUACACUUCGUAUAAAGUGAACAAAUGAGCGUUAAAUAGUGAGUUUUACAGGUGUUGGCAGGAGCUGAAGCGUGUUGGUUAUAUUUCUACAAUUUAAUUCCUACAAAAACCAAGGUGUAAAAACAGCAAAUCACCGUUUAGGAGAGGUUUGGUCCAGUUAGUUGUUGCUCUGCAACUAGAGUUGCCUUCAGAAAAUGAUUGGUCCCAGCGAAGAAAUAAUCCUCAACAUAACCCCCUAUAGAGGUGUUGGUAAGGUGGAUUUUACUGUUGGACACAACUAGGCUAGCAGUUUUGCCCUGUUUCCAGUCUUUAUGCUAAGCUAUAUCAAGCUAACCAGCUGCUGGUUGUAGUUUCACAUUUAACAGACGUGAAAGUGGUAUCAUUAUUCACAUCAAGCUCUCUGCUUAGAGCCAAUCUUACUCAAAAUGUCAAACUUUUCCUAUAAAGAUCAAGCAGGAGACUCAGAGAAAGAGGAAUUUAGACAAUCUGAAUCCUUCAGCUCACUCCACCACUGCACUGAUCCAUCCUCCUGGUGUCUCUCCACAGCCGUCUCAUCAUUUAUGUUCAGUUUUAGAGACAGAUCACCAGCCGCUACUUUUUGUUUCUGAAACAGUGGGGCAGAUACUCAGAUGCCCUUCCCUUCACUUCCUCUCCUCUUUACUUUUGUGUGACUGGAAUAGAUUGUUCUUUUCUGAUUCUAUGAUACAAGAGAAACGGUAUUUAUGUGUCCAGAUUUUAACUAAUGUUUCUGUUGUUGUUGUCUUUCUGCUACUGUGGAAGGGUGAGCAGGAUUCAGAAUUCUCAAUAAACUUCUAUUUUCUUUUCAUA